AAAACCCAAGUAAUCCCUUCCCUUUUUCAUCUCUGUCCAUUGUCACUCUGUAUUUAAGAAAUGUAAUCCAGGACAUUUCACACUUAACCACACAACCAGAGCUGGUGGGGGUGGGAAUGCAGUGCAAGGUGGUAACCUGGGGCUGACCCAACCAGCUGUUUUAAGCAGGGCUUGGUGUAAACCUCAGAGAUGUUGUCAGACCGUGGUCCUGGACCAAGGUCUGCCUGAAUUCUACAUAAACUGAAAUUUAGAAGGAACUGUCAGGCAACAGAGGGACUCUCCAAUGCUAUGUAUUAUCAUGUCUGGGUUAAUUAGCCAUUCUGCUUAGGCUGCAGACUUCAGAAAGGCUCUCAUAUGGUACAGCUCAGCACCUGCCCACCACACUCUCCUGUAAGUCUAGUGUGGGAAGGUCUCCCAAGAGUUCUGUAGAGCACAGUGUUUACUACACUGCUCAGAUUCCCUUGAAUUCAGUUUAGAAUCAACUACCAAAUCCAUUUGGUUCAAAAACCCAGUUAGAGGAGCAAAAGGCAGAAUCAGCCCUGUCUGGCUUUAACUCACCCUCUCCCACCUCUGUAGAAACUCUAGGCCCCUUAUUUCAGGCUUCUCUUGGCACUUGAGUGUAGGGUUUUGUGGCAUGUAUCUUGGGGACUGUGUCCCUGCAGUCUGUCAUAGGUGCCAUUCUUGUUGCCUUUGUGUAACACUUACCAGCCUGGAGGCUUACAGAAAGCCAAGAGGUAAUGUCUUAAACAAAAAGGGAAGAUCCUGAGGGCUCCCAUUGUCAGAGUGGGGGAUAUUGAUACAACAGGGAGGAUACGGAACUCUAAAUAUCUUUUGUGAAAGAACCUAUGGUUCUGGGCUACAGGUGAAGCUGCCAACAGGGAAGUUCUCCAUGAUCAUCAUCUACAGAGGAGUUGGUGCAAUCCUUAAUGUUUACUUUUUUCAAGAAAACAACAGCGAUUUCCUUGUUCCCCCCUCCAUUUACCUCCAUGGCUGUGCUACACAAUGGAGCUCUCUGCUGGUUGCCCCAUAGCACAGCACAACACCUGGAAAGGUUCUAGAGCAGCUGGAAGGGUUCUAGAGCCCGUGUCUCAGACAACUGGGAUGGAGACGUGGCUGCUGGGUGCUGUCCUUCUCUACAUGGCAGAUGUUCUCCACUCUUACGCGGUUGAGGAGAAAGAUGAUGUAUUCCGGCGCAUGGUAUGUCCUGCUUUCCUGAUGUUUGACAACGCCGCCUACUUGGCCGACAUGACCUUCGAGCUCCCCUGCAACUGCAAGCCCGAGGAGGUCUCCAACGUCGUCUGGUAUUUCCAGAAGAGCAUGGGAGGCCACGAAACCACCGUCCUGACAGACUUUUCUGGCAACAUGGUGCUCGACUCGGGCCACAUCCACGUGGGCAGUGAUGUGCUGAAGCGUUUCACCAUCCGGAUGUUCAGCCUCAUCAUUUUCCGUGCCCAGGAGUCAGAUUCAGGACACUACAUUUGUGGCACCAAGAAAGGGGAUUUUUUUUAUGGCUACGACGUGGAUGUGCAGCCCACCAAACGCAUCACAGUGGCAUUCUUGGACGAAGGACAGCACGUCCAGGAUGAUUACACAGGGAAGGCCUUCAGCGUCUUCACCACCUUCUGGGACUGGACCAAAUGCGACCGCUGUGGGGUGCGAGGUGAGCAGCGGCGCAUUGGGCUCUGCUACAUGCAGAGCACCCGGCUGCACCCACGCUACCGCACCGUGCUGCACAAUGUCACCUCCUGCGGCUCCAGGGCUGUUCCUCCACGGUUCCAGCGCUCCGGCCGCCGCUGGAAGCCUGAGGUGGCGAUCCGGAGCUGCACGACCCCGUGUGAGCAGGAGGACAACCCACAGGAGGGCGUGCAGGCCAUCUCCAACAUCAUCCACAAGCUGGGUCAGAAGCCCUGGCUGCCCAAUGUCCCCACGCAGUACUACAAGCACCCGCUGGGUAGGGAUCUGGUCAUUGCCUGUCCCAGGGCCCGACCUGAGCACGCCGUGGCGUGGGACUGGGACUCUGUGCGGCUCUACCGCUCCCGCUACCUCGUGGGUGUCAACAGGACCAUGAGAGUCUUCAUUGACCACGGAAACCACCUGCACAUCCGGCGGGUCCGCUUCAGUGACAGAGGCACCUACUUCUGCUGGAGGGAGGGCAAACUGGUGGCCGGACUGCGGCUCACCGUCAGCUACGAGUCCAAGAGCCGCCGCAAGCUUACUGACCCCGAGACCAUCUACAUCCUCAAGGCCAUCAGUGUGAGCUACAUCCUCAUUGGGGCCAUCUUCUUCAGCAUCCACUUGAGCCGCUGCUGCUGGCGGAUGCUGCGGUCCUCAGCGAGGACAUAGCAUCAGUCUUACACCUUGCACCAUUCCCUUAUGGGCAAUUUAUGGUUUUCACCACUAGAAAUGCUGCUCGUGCCCUCUUAUCCUCCACUCGGGGUUGUGCUGUGAUGAAGACCAAAGUGGAAAGUCCCAUUGCGCUGUGGCAGGGAUUUGCCACCACUGUGUCACUUCCUGGCCACACUGAAGGCUUGUGGUGGGGUUUUAACCUCAGUAAUCCUGUUUGAAUGAA
Messenger RNA from Coturnix japonica (Japanese quail), 2569 nucleotides. RefSeq names its product family with sequence similarity 187 member A (gene FAM187A). NCBI's taxonomy places the organism in Eukaryota, Metazoa, Chordata, Aves, Galliformes, Phasianidae. The record is from RefSeq and is a predicted model, not a curated record.